Molecule: messenger RNA, 3597 nt
Organism: Caenorhabditis sp. 36 PRJEB53466
Lineage: Eukaryota; Metazoa; Nematoda; Chromadorea; Rhabditida; Rhabditidae
Source: the annotation of a GenBank genome assembly
AUGAAUUAUUGGGUGAUUUGUGAGUUUCGACAUUGCAGAUGAGAUGAGAUGCGCAGUUCCUUUCAGGCCUCACUGUUAUUGUAUGGUUUUUACUGUGUCCUAAGACCAUGUCCGCCAACUAUGGUGACAAUGAAGAAGAAAGUUCUGAUUCGGAUUCUGAUUUUGAUCCUGAUUCUGAGAUGGGGGACUGUCCUUGUCCUGAAGAGAGAUAUGAAGCGGAACAGCAAAGCGGGAUCAUCAAAUCUCCAAACUACCCGAGUUUCGAUGGUUGCACCGGCAAAUGUAUCUAUACUGUAAGCAACUGACAGAUAGGUUUUCAGCUCAAUUUUUGACUUUUUUUUCUAGAUUAUGCCUGAUCCAAACAGCGCCAUCACUCUUUAUGCGGAACAGUACGAAGUUUCGAAAUAUGCGACCCUUGAGAUUUACAGUCUUUUGAUCGAAGAUGGUAUUAGAAUAUUGAUUCCACACGCCAAGUAAGAUGCAUUUAUGACGUUAUUCAAUGACAUUUUUAUACUUUUUGUCAGAAUAAGACGUCCAUCCUCUUAUUAUUACUCCUCUGCGGAACAAACUUUCCCGACAUUCAUUUCUGCCAAGAACGCUGGUUUCCAAAUCCAUUUCGUUAGUUCUGAGAGCGCAUACACAAGCUUUAAAAUCUCAUUCGAUCGAUAUUACAGUAAUUGCUAGGAAUUUAUUUAAAAGAAACUAUGAAAAGAAUUGCAGGCGAGGAUGUUUGCGACUACCCGAUUGUGGAUAUUGGCAAAGAAGAAACUGUCGUUCAACGGGACCACUUUUUCUCAUCAGCUUCAGGUUAGUUUAGUAUUUGCGACUUCAAAUUCUGACAAUCUCACGUGAAUCGAAUUCAUCUUUGCCGCAACAAUAGUUGUUUCACGGCGACCGAAAACGAAGAAGGGGGCGUGGCCUAGCGUGCACGGUUUAUCACCAUUUUGGCGCAAAAUUCGAAAUUUAACCCAAUUUUUCAUGUUUUUCGUCAAAAGUUACCCAAAUUUUGUACGAUUUCGACGAUGUAAUUGCAUAACUUUGUCAAACUUAUCAUCGCGCACUUUUUGAGCUUAAAACGAGCAGGUUUCAUUCAGAAAUGAAUCAAUUGAAUCGAUUUUAAGUUUUGUGCUGAAAAUGCGCGAAUUUCAGUCAUUCGCCGAUACUUUUUGCCGUUUGAACGCUUAAAAUACUUUUAUUAACGUGCUUCAUCAGUUCCGACACUCACUUCGUCUCAAAACUAUCCAGAUCGGCCGGUAUGAAAAUUCCGAAAUUGCGGCGGCGAUUGGCCGCGGAGAGCGUAUUGCGAAAUAUGCCAAAAACGUCUCAAACGCGGCGUUUUCACGAAAAUUUCGAUGUUUUCUCUCUUUAAUGUCUUCUUUCGUCGAUAUCAAACACAAAAAUAUCGGAAAAGUGCUGGAAUUGCGGCAAUUUUCAGAAAACGCGUCUCAGAUUAGGCCACGCCCCUUUCUACACUUUUGGUCGCCGUGUGUUUCAUGAAAACAUGUUGAAUUUACAGGAUGUAUAUAUUACCUGAGACCGAGAAAGUCUGAAAUAGAUACAGACGAGGAUGAGUUCAUGAUCACAAUUGCGGGAAGUGUUGAAAACGAUAUUUCCGUGAGAGCUCCGGGAACGGAUGGGAACAUGAAAUCUGAACAGCCGUAUGUUUUGCCCAGUUCUCUGUUUGUACACAUGUGCACUCUUGAUGUUUGAGGUCGAACAAAGCAAGGGUGGUCACGGAAAGCACCGAUAAGGUGUACAUGUUAUCUCACAAAACAUCCAGAACUGAUGGUGUUUAUAAAAUGGGAAAAGUGACUGCAAAACUCAUUGGGAGAUGUGAGAAAACAAAGCAGCAAAACUGCAAUGUUAUGAAAUUUGAUUCCAGCCUGCAAAUGUGGAGCGGAGAAUGAACCAAUCACCGGCAAUAUCACUCAUGUGUCAGUCCGGUCGCCUGGAUUUCCAGAUCUACACUGUCCAAACAUUGCGUGUGAAACAAAAGUUUUGCCCUUGACUACACAAUAUUUUGAAUCAGACCUUGGUCUUCUGGAAAUCACGAUCAGAGCGUCAUUAGCCAAUAGAGAUAAACUGAGAAUAACGAGUGAGGCAAAAACAAUGUUUGAGUGAGCGUUCCCUCCCUAAAAAUGAGAAUCUCUUCUUAAAAUAACACAUUCAGAGCUGACGAAUACUAUGCUAAAAGUGAAAAUUUCGACGAGCAUUUUGUGAUCAAACAACAAAAUGUUGACAUCAUCUAUGAAGCAGGAAAUUCUUUGAGCAGACGAUUUUUCGAAGUGAACGUGACCCGCGUGACCACUUAUCCGGGUAUGUUGAACAGAUGAACAGACUAUUUCUCGGAUUCAUGCGACUUUUCAGAAUGCUCGUGCAACUUUUUCAAAGACAAAGAGAUCACCGAAGAGUCUGAAGGCGAGAUUGUGUUUCCGAGUAUUUGCACAUACAUUUACUGCCACUAUACAUUCAAAAUUACAGUAUUUUUCAACAUGAAACGUUGGUUUUCAAAUAAUUCUUUUAGAGUGGUUACGAUGAUCGAUAUGCUGUUGAAUUCUCCGUUGAAGACGCUGCAGAUGACGACAAAGUUACUAUAAUUGACUCGAGUCACACCGAAACGUGAAUAACGACUUUGAGGGGUUAGAAAAUGUAUAAUUUUUCAGGUACGAUGGAACUAUGUUACGUCGGACGACUUUAUUCGAGACUACAAACUACGCCGACUUCACUUUUCAUCGACGACACGUUACUUCGAAUGUGAGACCGACUUUGCGCUACAAGUUCUACAAAAACGGCCGUGGUCAGUUUCAGUGUGCCCGGAAAAUUCUAAUUAUAACAUUUUAGGAAAAGAUUGUGAUGGUAAGACACUCGAAAGGACAGUUUUGCCGUCGGAAGAAGUGGUUAUCACAAGUCCUGGAUAUCCUCAGUACUACUCCAAUGAUCAGACAUGCUUUUUCCUAAUUUCUUCCCCGGAAGGGUCAGUUUACGGUGUGCUGAAUCUAUCAUGACAGGGACAUUUCAGAAAUCGGAUCGCUCUGAGCAUUGACGAAAUCAGCGUCGAAAACUUUCACGACCACAUCAAAAUCUACAAGGGAAACACAACUGACUCCGAACUUUUGGCCACGUGAGUUAGGACUAGAACUUCAAUUGAUCAGAUUCCGAUUCAGGUUCACGGCUCAUGUGAGUCGCAAAGUGGUCAAUGUUUCCUCCGGCCCAGUGCUCAUUGUGUUCCAAACUGACAGAAGUACGAGCGACAGAGGAUUCCACAUAACCGCUUCCGCUCAUCCAAUUCCCGUGAUCUACGAUGAAUCCGCAAUCGAGUUAAAGAUGGCCCUCGGAGGUCUCUGUCUACUUCUGCUUACGCUCUUCGCAAUUGCAGUUUAUGUCUUUGUGCAUCUAAAGAAGAAGCAAGCGGAAAAGAACAAAAAGAAGAAGGACGAGGCAGACACGAGAACUGACAUAAGUCUGAUAGACGGGUGAGGGGAACGGAACGGGGAGAACUAUGAACGUUUUCUGCAUCCUUACAGAUCCAUCAUCACUGUACCGAAUGAGCAAAGAACUGAGCAAAGAAUUUCUAACUUGGACUACAUUUUCAACUGA